GCUCAUUGCUGCCUGGUAAAACAUUUGCUAUAGACGUGAAAGUUCUUACGGCCGAGGCUAUUUAUCUGUAUACUGCUUAUAUAUAUACUAGGUACAUAUGAAAGUGUGCGCAACAAAUUUAUUAGAAAUUAAUGGCGUGACACAACAGGCCACGCUACCCCACGAUUCCUUGUGGUGAAAAAUGUAGGUGCGAAGGGUUUUCGUUUUGUUUUUGAAUUUGAAUUUCGUGCCUUUUUCUACUGACAAAGUUGUUUAACAGACUACAAUUUCAUUUACUGAGGAAAUUAAGAAGAAUCUUCUGGCAAUGCCUUCACAAAAAAAAAUAUCCUCUUGAUGCUGUCAUUACUUCAUUAGUGAGUGUCAUUUUAGUUGUCAAAGUCAAAUCAACUCGUUUAGUUUUUGUUCGGCUUUAAUUACAUAGCGUCUUAUCAUAUUUAUCAAAACAUACAUAUUUUACUAGUCUAGCUCGCAUAUAACAUCAAUAAAAGACUCAUAAAACAUGUCUGCGGAAAAGAGGCCGGCCAGUCCAGAGAAAGCAGACGAAUCUGAAGAUGCCGACGCCUGGAUCGGUCCUAUGCCUUCAGAGGCGGCUGUACCCAAAACUAAGAAAAGAAAAGUUCUGGAGUUUGAAUCCUUGUAUUUGGAGAACCUGCCGUCCUCGGAGACCUACGAGCGGAGUUACAUGCACAGAGAUGUGGUCUCUCAUGUUGUUGUCACCAAAACAGACUUUAUUGUCACAGCCAGUCAAGAUGGACACCUCAAAUUUUGGAAGAAACAGGAGGAGGGCAUAGAGUUUGUAAAGCAUUUCCGCUGCCACCUCUCCACCAUCAGUGACAUUGCAGCCAACAGUACUGGUUCCCUACUGUGCACUGCAUCUCCAGAGAAGACGCUUAAAGUCUUUGACGUUGUCAAUUUUGAUAUGAUCAACAUGAUCACCGUGGAGUUUGAGCCAUACCGAGUGGAGUGGGUGCAUUCCGCCGGGGACCCCAUUUCAGCAUUGGCCGUCUCAGAAAAAGGCAGCAAUAAGAUCCACAUAUUCGACGGCACACAAGCGUCAGGAACCUCCCUCCAUACAUUCGAGACCCUGCAUCAAAGCACGGUGGCGACGAUUAAAUAUAACCCAGUGUACGAAACAGCGGUAUCCGUCGACAAAGCUGGUAUAGUGGAAUACUGGACCGGCCCGAAGCACGAAUACAAGUUCCCGAAGAACGUGGAGUUCGACUCGAAGCUGGACACGGACCUGUUCGACUUCGUGAAGAAUAAGACUUAUCCCACGUCGCUCGUGUUCUCGCCGGACGGGAAGAAGAUGGCCUCCAUCAGCUUGGAUAGAAAGGUGCGUGUGUUCAAUUUCGUGUCAGGCCGGCUGAGCAAGGUGCUGGACGAGAGCCUGCAGCGCUUCCAGGAGUUGCAGCACCAGCAUCAGCAGCUGCCCAACAUGGAGUUCGGACGGAGAAUGGCCACCGAGCGAGACCUAGAAAAAUCCGACUCAGUCCACUAUGCGAACAUAGUAUUUGAUGCAAGCGGCCAUUUUGUUCUGUACUCCACCAUGCUGGGCGUGAAGAUCGUCAACCUGGUCACCAACCGCUGCGUCACCAUGCUGGGCAAGCCGGAGAACCUUCGGCCGUUGCACUUAGCACUUUUCCAGGGCCGAACCAACCAAUCAAAAGUGGCCUCGACCCUCGAGAUGGAGGGCUCCGAGAACCCCACCCUCCUCAACAUCAAGACGGACCCCACGUUGUUCUGCACGGCCUACAAAAAGAACCGCUUCUACAUGUUUUCUAGAAGAAGUCCCGAUGACAUCAAGAGUCCGGAUGCUGACAGAGACAUAUUUAACGAGAAACCGUCCAAGGAAGACAUCAUUUCGGCGACAGAAGGGCAAGGCGUCCAACGCAUAUACGAGCAGGCCAUCCUGCACACGUCGCUGGGGGACAUCCACGUGCGCCUGUUCGGCAAGGACGCGCCGCGCGCCGCCGAGAACUUCUGCGUGCACGCGCGCAACGGGUACUACAACGGCCACGUGUUCCACCGCGUCAUCAGGGGCUUCAUGGUGCAGACCGGGGACCCCACAGGCACCGGCACUGGCGGCGAAAGCAUCUGGGGCGGCGAGUUCGCGGACGAGUUCAAACCUCACUUGAAACACGACCGACCCUACACGGUCAGCAUGGCCAACGCCGGACCCAACACUAACGGCAGCCAGUUCUUCAUUACUCUAGCACCCACGCCGUGGUUAGACAACAAGCACACGGUAUUCGGUCGCGUGGUACGCGGCAUGGAAGUCGUGCAGAACAUCGGGCAGGCCAAGACCAACCCCAAGACCGACAAGCCCUACGACGACAUACGACUCGUAUCUGUCACUGUCAAGUAACUGUCAAUGUCAUUAAUAUAUGGAGGGAGUACGGAACAUCGGGCAGGCCAAGACCAAGACAAGCCCGACAUCCGUCUGGUGUCUGUCACUGCCAUGUAACUAGAAAAUCUAUAGCGUAGGUGAUCAUCGAAUCAUAGCUAGUUAGUAAAUUUAAUAUGUGAUGCACGGGGUCCGUUUCGUUAUAUCAUAUCAAUAAGGUACCUGUCUUUCCAUACACUUUUUGUCCGAUGUUUCAUUUGCUAAAAUUUUAUAUGUCGAAGCUAACAUGAUAUUUUCUUCUAAAAUUUAGAAAAAAAUUGAUACUGGUCAAUAAAUAUAAUAGAACAUUAUUUUAUUACACAAAUUGACUAAGUGCUAGUAAGCCCAAUAACGUUUGAAAAACAGAUUUCAUACAAACAUUUUAAAUGCUCUUAACUCUUAUAAUAAUAAAAAAAAUCGAAAAAGUUUAACGUAGGGGCAUAGCUGUGGUUGAUAUACAACAAAUUGUAUCACAAUAUUUUCAAUAAUGUUAAUAUCCAGAAAGAAAACUGAGACUACAUUUGUAUGAAAAGGCGCUUCGCACGGGUCUUCCACUUUCGUCUUAGAUCAGUGGGAAGACACUAGAGCGUUCGGGCAUUCUCGGCUCCAUUCGGCUCAGCAUUACUCCGAGCAAUUAUUAGGGUUGGCACAACUUGACAUCCCUUUGCGUGUGCACACCACAAAUAAGAUGAUUUGAAUUUUGACAACCCUAAAUAGCCGAAAGGAAUAGUGCCAUACAUUAGAAAGAGACAUCAUGAUUUGUCCCUGAAUCGCUGUCAAAUUUCGGUUUUGUAGGAAGUUUCACUUCUGUACGGUAAUACAAUCAGCCAAGAAAGUGGUCUACCACUUUUCGACUCUAUUUGUCAAGUAAUAGACUCGAAAAGUGGUAAACCACUUUCUUGGCUGACUGUACUAUUAUUUUUUACUAAGCUAUUAAAUGUUGUUUUUAUUUGAUAGUGGGACUUUUGUACGAAAUACUAUCAACUAUUCCGGGACUCCCAUACAUUGUAAAUAUUAUUGGUUAAGAUUAUUUAGGUAAUACAUUUACCUCAAUUCGUUUUUAAGUACAAUAAUUUGUCAAUAUUUUAAAUAGGUAUGUUCGUUAAGCUAGACCUGACUAGUUUAAAUUUAUUAGAUCGUAUUUGUGACUGUGAAUUACUGUGAAAUGUGUUUUAGAUGAAAUUUAAGAUAAAUAUAAAAUAAACAAAUUUAUAUUUUAUGAUA
Cydia pomonella (codling moth) is the source of this 3607-nucleotide messenger RNA. Its product is annotated as peptidylprolyl isomerase domain and WD repeat-containing protein 1. NCBI's taxonomy places the organism in Eukaryota, Metazoa, Arthropoda, Insecta, Lepidoptera, Tortricidae. The transcript is spliced from 12 exons. The record is from RefSeq and is a predicted model, not a curated record. Gene Ontology annotation, molecular function: peptidyl-prolyl cis-trans isomerase activity; protein binding. Gene Ontology annotation, biological process: protein peptidyl-prolyl isomerization. The coding region runs from base 500 to 2365 and encodes 621 amino acids.